CACUUUGCGAACAAUCCUAUUAAUAGCCCGAUUUUCAACUUGUCGAUUCAUGCUUCUUUUAGCAAAAUUUGUGUGUAACAUUACAAAAAUUGCAGCUUUCUUCUUCUUCCUAUUUCUUCGAGCUGGUCCUCUGACUGUGUAUUUGGCAAAUACCACAACUGCGUAGUAAGGAGAAAGAAUGGGUGGUAUUGGAGUUCCAAUUUGUGUGCAGUGUGGCAAUGCUAGCAACCCUUGUAGGUGCAAGGUGGUUGGUCCAACACUUGGUUUCUUGGCUUUUGCUGCGGCAGCAAUUGUAGAACGGCCGGUUGGUGCACUGGUUUAUGUGUUCCGUCACUCUAAGGGCCGUCGGAUCAUGGGUCAUCCAGCCACCGUGAUUUAUCCUUCAGUCACCAACUCUAUUCCUAUAUAACUUUUUUUUUUUUUUACUUUUAAUAAUAAUGUAAGGAAUGUUGCUUGCAAGUUCCAUCUUACUAUAAACGUAUGUCAGUUUUAAUUA
Molecule: messenger RNA, 496 nt
Organism: Lycium ferocissimum
Lineage: Eukaryota; Viridiplantae; Streptophyta; Magnoliopsida; Solanales; Solanaceae
Exons: 2
Coding region: 179-409 (76 amino acids)
Source: RefSeq, a predicted model, not a curated record